Amoebophrya sp. A120 is the source of this 2466-nucleotide messenger RNA. The record is from the annotation of a GenBank genome assembly. NCBI's taxonomy places the organism in Eukaryota, Dinophyceae, Syndiniales, Amoebophryaceae.
CCCGGGGUGUGGGCACCGCAACUGUCCCCGUGCCCGCAGGAUCGAUGAUCCCACCUGCAACAGUUGGAACGCAGUACCGAUCGACCGUGAUGGACACCGCGAAAACCGGGCGCCGAUUCUACCCGGAGAUGCGACGCGCAGAUGCAGCUGGCCAAACCGGCAGCAAUAGCGCGGCGCAGCCGGUUGCGGAGCCGCCGACAGUGUCCGCAACUCCACCGGCCCCCUCGAGGAGUGUCAAUGUUGUCGCGAGUGCGCAGCAGUCGCCCGAGCACUUCUACGUGUCGCCGACCCUUAUGACGGAUUGUCUCUCCAGCAGUCUCCCGGCGAAUGGGAACGCGCCGCAGCCCGAGAGUGGCGAAAAGGCUGGUAAAGACAAAGACGCUGCUUCGAACGACGGGGCGGAUUCUGACUCGAAACCGCCGGAGGGAGUUGGUACUUGCUUUCAACAGGCUCAUGAAUGAAGACAAAAAUGUUGGAGCUCCACCUCUUGCGUAAAGACGAAGUAAAGUUAUCAAUUUGUGUAGAAUUAGUUCGUGAGUCAUACGAGUCUUUCUUUCAUCAAUCAAAUACGAAACAGAGCAUGUUCAAAUCCACCAGGUACUGUGGCCUACCCCGACGCAGAUGGAUUGGCCGCCUUCUCCCGCAUCGUCCCGGCGGACAUCAAAUUUCGGCCGGGGUCGCGCUACAAAGGACAGGCCAAGUCCAUGCGCCCCCCGACGUUGCCGUAUUGUGAGGCAAAAUCCCCCCUCCCCAUAUUGAAAAGGUAUGCUUCCGAAAAUUUGCGUUGCUGAUUUGAGGUCACAAAUCACAUUUGGCUUGCAAGAAGACAAAGCCAGAAAGUCCGCCGCAUCAUGCAGGCGGUUUGUGAUGCUGUUGGGCUUACAGAGCCGACAUCUGUCACGCUAGUCGCCUACGUCCAAACCUCUCGACUCAGGCUUGGCAUAUGCAUGCAGUCCUCUCCAGCAAGACAGACCCGAUUUGCGUACGCAAAUCCAGCAUCAGAAGUUUCGUUUCGAUAUGGGGAGGGGGGAUAUUUCCUUUUGAUAUGCCGUCCUCAAAAACGAAUGGCGACAACUCCACGACCUUGAUGAAUUCCUUUGCGUCGUCGUCCGGCUUGGGGAUGAAAAAUGCAAGUGGGGACGCUGCGGCUUUGGCGCCAGGGUCGCCACGGGAGAUGGAAAAUGCGGCGUGUUGAAAAUCGCACUGCUUCGAGAUAAAUUUGAAUGCUCGCACUCACUUGCAUUGAUUUAUGGCACGAGCCUUCUGGGCGUACAGAAGCACCUCGGCAAUGCAGAGGCACUAGCUCAAACGGAUUUCUUGGAUUGUGAAUAGUAAAUAAAAGCAAAACAGACCUACAUCUGUGAAUUGUGUCGUUUGAAAAGUUACACUAACAGCAACGAUAGCACGCAAAUUCAGUUUCACGAAAAAGUAUUACAUCGACCAUUUUCUCGAUUUGCAAUGAAUUAGCAUUACGAUUACCAGGAUCCCUUGCAUAAUUUUUACACAGGUUUCUGCUUCAACAGGCUUCGUUUUCUUUCAAGUGUAUAUGUAAACAAACAACAAUGAUCAAUCUUAUCUAGGGGUUGUUAUUUCGAUAGGUCUUUUCUUGAAAUUGCCAGCGUUCUGAUUAUCUGCUGUAAGAAAAUUAACUUCGAGUACAAACAGGCUGCAAGUUUCUGUUGACGUAAGUUGCACUUAACUAUUUUCGUAAGUUUGAAAAAUCCAAAAAUGAAAUCAAAAUCAAAGCUUCUUGGAAGAUAGAACCGACGACGCUUAUCCAAUCGAAACGAGAAUGACGUUGUGGUUUGAAAUAGUGAUAGCAGGAUGAAAUUGAAAUAGCAAGUAUGACAAAGCUUCGUCCAAUACUGACUAUGGAUAUUCAUUAUAUUGCAGUCGUCUUUAACUUUAUGUCUUUUCUGCUAGGAUUCAUCUAUUUGAUUUCUGUUUCACAAACUCUCUCGGCAUUCCAAACUAGUUCACUUUGAGUGUACAAUAAAUAUACAGGGUCGUAGCGUUGACUACUUGAGGCUAGAUAUAAUAGCAUGUAAAAUCACAGAUGAGUCUACAAAUUUCCGCCCUAUUCGUAGACCAAAAACGAAACAGAAAAGAGAAAUUUCUGAGGCGUAAGUGGCACAGAUAUGGCGAACGACAGAGUUCCAAAGUCUCCAAUAAAAAAAGCGAAACACUGUAUACCACCGACAAAGACAGCGACAUCAAUGCACAGCGCUGCGUUGAUUAUGCCUUCAAAAUGGACAACAUCAAACAAUAAAUUGAAUCGGUAGACCUGUACAAUAUCGAUAAACAAAAUUUUGCUUGAGCCAAAUCUGUAUAUUAUCAAGCGCAGUAUCGAAAUAUUCUAAAAAAAAAACGAUAACGAAAUACACGCUAUAUACAGGAAAAAGAAAGAAGUAGUAGGUGAUGGGAGUACAACGCACUUCUGUCAAUUUGGAGAAAUAUGAAUAUCGG